AUGGCUGGAAAUCACGGAAUGCAGCAGCUAAUUCCUGUUGUAAACAAAUUGCAAGAUGCAUUUGUGCAAAUGGGCGUGCACAUGUCUUUAGAUCUUCCCCAAAUUGCAGUUGUGGGUGGUCAAUCAGCAGGAAAGAGUUCAGUGUUAGAAAAUUUUGUAGGCAGAGACUUCUUACCCAGAGGUUCUGGAAUAGUCACUCGUCGACCCCUGAUAUUGCAGCUCAUACAUGGAAAUGCAGAAUACGCCGAGUUUCUUCAUUGCAAAGGCAAGAAAUUCGUCGAUUUUAAUGAGGUCCGGGCAGAGAUUGAAGGAGAAACCGAUCGUAUUACCGGUUCCAAUAAGGGAAUAUCGCCCGUGCCGAUUAAUCUCCGCGUCUAUUCUCCAAAUGUGCUUAACUUGACCCUGAUCGACUUGCCGGGUCUUACAAAAGUACCCAUCGGUGACCAGCCGCCUGAUAUCGAGCAGCAGAUCAAAGGAAUGAUUUUCCAGUUUAUAAGGCGCGAGUCGUGCCUCAUCCUUGCCGUCACCCCAGCAAAUACUGAUUUAGCUAACAGUGAUGCCUUGAAACUUGCAAAAGAAGUCGACCCACAAGGUCUCCGAACAAUUGGUGUGAUAACAAAGUUAGACUUGAUGGAUGAAGGUACAGAUGCUCGUGAUGUAUUGGAAAAUAAACUGUUGCCGCUACGACGCGGAUACAUAGGUGUCGUCAACCGAUCACAGAAGGAUAUCGAUGGACGCAAGGACAUUACUGCUGCACUCGCAGCUGAGAGAAAAUUUUUCCUCAGCCACCCCUCUUACCGACACUUGGCAGAACGACUUGGAACGCCCUACCUCCAGCGGGUCUUAAACCAACAAUUGACAAAUCACAUCCGGGACACACUGCCAGGUCUCCGCGAUAAACUGCAGAAGCAAUUGCUUGCUCUCGAGAAAGAUGUCGACCAGUACAAACACUUCAGGCCAGAUGACCCUUCUAUUAAGACAAAGGCUAUGUUACAAAUGAUACAAACUCUUCAAACAGAUUUCGAACGCACAAUCGAAGGUUCUGGUUCAGCACAAAUCAAUACUAACGAAUUAUCCGGCGGUGCCAAAAUCAACAGAUUGUUCCACGAAAGGUUCCCCUUCGAGAUCGUUAAAAUGGAGUUUGAUGAAAAGGAACUCCGCAGAGAGAUAGCGUUCGCUAUUAGAAAUAUCCACGGUAUUAGGGUGGGCUUAUUUACACCGGACAUGGCAUUCGAGGCCAUCGUAAAGAAGCAGAUUUCUCGGCUAAAGGAGCCGAGUCUGAAAUGUGUUGACCUGGUCGUGCAGGAGUUGUCCAAUGUCGUCCGUAUAUGCACUGAAAGGAUGUCACGAUACCCCAGAUUGCGCGAAGAGACAGAACGCAUUAUCAUGUCUCACGUUCGUUCCCGGGAACAGAUGUGUAAAGAUCAAUUGAUACUGCUUAUCGACUGCGAACUUGCUUACAUGAAUACGAAUCACGAGGAUUUCAUCGGUUUUGCCAACGAAUCAUUUUCUUCCAGUGCUCAGAAUCAGUCAGAGAAUUCUACAAAGUCCGGACAUAGGGCACUAGGAAACCAGGUUAUCAGAAAAGGAUACAUGUGCAUACAUAACUUGGGUAUAAUGAAAGGUGGUUCCCGAGAUUACUGGUUUGUCCUGACAUCUGAGAGCAUUUCUUGGUACAAAGAUGAGGAAGAACGGGAAAAGAAAUAUAUGCUCCCAUUGGAUGGACUUAAGUUGCGUGACCUCGAGCAAGGAUUUAUGUCACGCCGACAUAUGUUCGCGCUAUUCAAUCCUGAAGGCAGGAACGUGUACAAAGAUUACAAGCAGUUGGAGUUGUCCUGUGAAAACCAAGAUGACGUCGAUUCUUGGAAGGCGUCAUUUCUACGCGCUGGAGUGUAUCCGGAGAAGACCUCGGAGGCUGCCAAUGGUGAUGAUAGUUCGGACAAUACAGGCACAAGCAGUAUGGACCCGCAGCUAGAGAGGCAGGUAGAGACAAUCCGAAACCUCGUGGACUCGUACAUGCGCAUUGUGACCAAGACCACACGCGACCUCGUGCCCAAGACUAUUAUGAUGAUGAUCAUUAAUAAUGCCAAAGAUUUUAUCAACGGGGAGUUACUUGCGCAUCUUUAUGCUUCUGGUGAUCAGUCUCAAAUGAUGGAAGAGUCUCCUGAAGAAGCGCUGAAGCGAGAAGAGAUGUUGCGCAUGUACCACGCUUGUAAAGAGGCCCUGCACAUUAUCGGCGAUGUGUCUAUGGCCACGGUGAGCACGCCCGUUCCGCCACCCGUUAAGAACGAUUGGCUCGAGAGUCGCCUCGACUCUAACCCACGCCUUAGCCCGCCCUCGCCCGGAGGACCCAGGAGGGCUACACCAGUGCAGCAAGGUUCGAUGGGAAGUCGCGGCGCCCCUCCCCCGCCGGGCGGAGCGAAUCGUCCGGCGCCGCCGCUGCCGUCGCGUCCCGGCGGCGCCGCCCCGCCCCCGCCCUCGGGCCGCCCCGCGCCACAGCCUGGCUUGCCUGCGCCACUCAUACCCACGAGGCCGGUUGGAGGCAGCGGGCCGAUGCUAGCGUCCGCCAUGAACCAGAUGCCACCGCACAUGCGCCAGCAGGUCAACCAGGCGGUGGGACAGGCCGUCACCAAUGCCGCCAUCAACGAACUCAGCUCCGCAUUUGCACGAUUCAAUCGUCCGGGCUCCAACAUGCCGCCGAAGUUGCCUGAGCGACCGCAGAACGGACGGCCAUUUUGA
Molecule: messenger RNA, 2739 nt
Organism: Arctia plantaginis
Lineage: Eukaryota; Metazoa; Arthropoda; Insecta; Lepidoptera; Erebidae
Source: the annotation of a GenBank genome assembly